GGACUGAAGGUCUGAAAACCUGGUUUCUCUUCAUUUGAUGCUACAAGUAACCUGAGGAUGUGGCAGCGGACUCAGUCUCUCUGUCUUAUUCUGUCCGUGACCAUCACAGGGUCUCUCUCAGUUUCUUGGAACAUGGUGGUCUCUCCAGUGGUCACUGUCUCCAGAGGAGAGGACGCCGUCCUCAGCUGCUCCUUCACUCAUCCCAGGCAGCGGGACUACUCAGGGCUCAUCGCCGUUAAGUGGCUGGCUAGAGAACGAAACGCUUCGCCAUUCCUCGCGUGUUCGGUCCGAAAUGACUCGAUGGAGGGUGGCAGCUGUUCAUCCUCUGCACUGAAACAUUCCCUGGAUGGAGAUCCUCGGCGGGGGGAGCUGUCCCUUCUCAUCAGGAAGGUACAGCUGAAUGAUGAAGGUGUAUACUUCUGUCGAGUGGAGCUGGACAACCGCUAUGACCAGAAAAGGACAGAGCUCCGUGUCACAGCUGAACCUCAGAUCCUGAGUCUCUCUGUGGUGGAGACGUCCUCUGACAGCGCCCCCCGGAGGCUGCAGUGUGAGGUGGAGGGCCACCCACUGCCCAAGACUGUCUGGCUGUCGGCCUCCAGGAGACUGAUAGACGACCGGGGCCGGACCGAUCAGUCCGGUCCGUACCGACAGAUCAGCUCUGUGCCGUACCUGGAGGAGGAGGUGUUGACCUGCAGGGCGGAGAACACGGUGGGCCAAGCAGAGAGGACGUAUCCACCCAGUCCACCCAGUCCACCCAGUCCAUCCAGUCCACCCAGUAAUACUCUGAUGAUAACACUGGUGGUGUGUGGCCUCAUCCUGCUGCUGCUGCUGCUGUCUGCUGGAGUCACUGUUGGCUGCCUGAGGAGCAGAGGUGAGCUGCUGCCAGAGAACAUGGUAAAGCCACAGCUGUGUGGUGGAGCAGAAGAAGGAAGCAGCAUCGCUGAUACAGCUCGAGACGACGCUUCCCCUGUUUACUCUGCUGUGGGGAAGAGACGUGGACUGCGAGCCUCUGUCCCUCCGGCCGGCGCUGACACUGACGUUCAUGUGUUUUACACAGCCGUCACACUGACCAGCUCCACCACCUCUCGGACCGAGCCUGCUCCGCUGUACGAGAACGCUGAGUGGAAUCAACCCGAGCGAACAAAGUUUACACUCUGAUGCUGUAACUGAGCCACUGUGAAGGGAACAGUGUGAGAAGUUAGAGGGAAACAGCGUCACGUUGGAGGAGAGACAUGCCUCUUCCUGUUUCCCCUUUAAUGCUUCAAAAACUUCUAAAAGAGGAACCAGUGAACAUGUUUUUCCUUCUGCUGAGUAUCUGACGAAGCAGCUCGAAUAUUUCACCAUCACUGCACCAGCAUCAUACAGUUUGUUGUAUUUAUGACAAAUGUUUGAAACUAUUUCCUUCUCUUGUCUUGUUGCAUGUUCACAGUCCCUCUGGUCUAUUUUCUGAGGCCUGUUCAGUAAUCCAUCCAUCCACAGGUCCUCACGUUCACUGAUGAAUUAUACUGCUUUUGAAUUUUUGUGAUAUGCAUAUACAUUUAACAGCUGGGAAAACAAAAAUGAGAUAAAAGUGUCAA
Molecule: messenger RNA, 1577 nt
Organism: Toxotes jaculatrix (banded archerfish)
Lineage: Eukaryota; Metazoa; Chordata; Actinopteri; Toxotidae
Gene: siglec15l
Product: sialic acid binding Ig-like lectin 15, like
Exons: 6
Coding region: 58-1158 (366 amino acids)
Biological process (GO): regulation of bone resorption; regulation of actin cytoskeleton organization; regulation of osteoclast development
Cellular component (GO): plasma membrane
Source: RefSeq, a predicted model, not a curated record